Messenger RNA from Closterium sp. Naga37s-1, 1221 nucleotides. The record is from the annotation of a GenBank genome assembly. Lineage: Eukaryota; Viridiplantae; Streptophyta; Zygnematophyceae; Desmidiales; Closteriaceae.
AUGCAUACCGUGAGCGGCCAAACACCAUCGAGCUCGUUGGAUUCGUGGGGGAGGGGGAUGACACGAGACAGCGGCUCGUUGGAUUCGUGGUGGAGGGGGAUGAGACAAGACAACGGGUGGGUGAAGCGUGCUGGGAUGCGCUGGGGUGUGCUGGGGUGUGCUGGGGUGUGCUGGGAUGUGCUGGGGUGUGCUGGGGUGUGCUGGGGUGUUCUGAGGUGCACUGGUGGCGAGCCCAGUGCACUGGUGGCGAGCCCAGUCCAUCCGCUUCCUCCUCCGCUCGCCCUCCGCCUACCUCUGCCACAUCACCCCAUGUAUCUGACUCUCCCUCCUAACCUUUACCUGCCCUAUACCCACAGGUGCACUGGUGGCGAGCCCAGUCCAUCCGCUUCCUCCUCCGCUCGCCCUCCGCCUACCUCUGCCACAUCACCAAACGUGUCCACCACACCUCUUACUGCCCCUCUAUUCUCCCUUCACCGCCUCCCACCCAACUAUUCUCCCCUCCUAUACCCUCCUACCAGGUGCACUGGUGGCGGGCUCAAUCUAUUCGCUUCCUCCUCCGCUCGCCCUCCGCCUACCUCUGCCACAUCACCAAACGUGUCCACCACACCUCUUACUGCCCCUCUAUUCUCCCUUCACCGCCUCCCACCCAACUAUUCUCCCCUCCUAUACCCUCCUACCAGGUGCACUGGUGGCGGGCUCAAUCUAUUCGCUUCCUCCUCCGCUCGCCCUCCGCCUACCUCUGCCACAUCACCAAACGUGUCCACCACACCUCUUACUGCCCCUCUAUUCUCCCUUCACCGCCUCCCACCCAACUAUUCUCCCCUCCUAUACCCUCCUACCAGGUGCACUGGUGGCGGGCUCAAUCUAUUCGCUUCCUCCUCCGCUCGCCCUCCGCCUACCUCUGCCACAUCACCAACCGACCAACUGUGCCUCCUACUGCCUCGUAACCAACCGACUGUCUCCGCCACACACCUUACAGCCUCUCAGCCUCCCUUCUUCUCCCCAAACCCAACCAUGCUCCCCACCUUUACCCGCCCCUAUACCCACAGGUGCACUGGUGGCGGGCUCAGUCUAUUCGUUUCCUCCUCCGCUCCCCCUCUGCCUACCUCUGCCACAUCACCAACCGCGUCCGCCACACCUCGUACGGCCUCUCAGUUGCCGCCCACCUCUCAGCCUCUGCCGCCCUGGCCCGAUCUCACCCAGAUAUGCUAUCCUCGCUAA